Molecule: messenger RNA, 897 nt
Organism: Penicillium angulare
Lineage: Eukaryota; Fungi; Ascomycota; Eurotiomycetes; Eurotiales; Aspergillaceae
Product: NAD(P)-dependent oxidoreductase
Exons: 3
Coding region: 1-897 (298 amino acids)
Molecular function (GO): oxidoreductase activity, acting on the CH-OH group of donors, NAD or NADP as acceptor; NADP binding
Source: RefSeq, a predicted model, not a curated record
AUGGUUGCUCGAGUUGCAUGGCUAGGCCUUGGAAACAUGGGGCGGGGCAUGGCAAAAAACCUCGCCGCCAAGGCAGAACUUGACGGGCCAUUGAUUGUCUAUAAUCGCACUGUCACUCGCACAAACAAGUUUCAAGCAGAAAAUUCCAAUACCGUCGUCGCAGAAUCCGUGCUCGAGGCUGUGUCCAGCGCUGAUAUCGUAUUCACUUGUCUCAGUGAUGAUAAUGCAGUUCGUGAGACCGUGAACUCAAUUAUUGGCUCAGGUAACUUGAAAGAAAAGCUUUUCAUCGACUGUUCCAUGAUUCACCCCGACACUACUGCCGCUAUUGCACGACAAUUCCAAGACGUCGGAGCCGAGUUCGUUGCUAGUCCCGUUUUUGGAGUCCCUGCUAUGGCCGAUGUGGGACAAGUGAUCUGCGUGCUUGCUGGGCCAAGCAAGUCUGUCGAUAAAGUCAAGCCGUUCACAACUGGGGUCAUUGCAAAAAGCUUUAUAGACUUUAGCGAUCAUCCACAUGCCAAGGCUUCCCAGCUAAAAAUCUUUGUCAACAUUUUUGUACUUCGGAUGGUUGAGAGUAUUGCAGAAGGACACGUCGUUGCUGAGAAAUGUGGUUUGGGAACUCAAGCUUUGCAUCAGUCUUUUGAAGCUAUAUUCUGGGGCCUUAUGUCGCAUACUCUAGACGUAGGCUCUCAGCCUCUUUUCCCAGUUGAUUUGGCUCGCAAGGACGCCAGACACGCCAUGAACCUCGCUCAGACGUCACUUACUACAAUGAAGGGUGUUGAACUAGUUGAAGGGUAUUUGGAGGAGGUAAAUAAGCAUAUGGGCGAACGUGGAGAUGUGGCGAGCAUCUACGGUGCGGUGCGACAGGAUGCGGGACUGAAGUUUGAAAACAAGGAAUAA